This is a messenger RNA of Aedes albopictus (Asian tiger mosquito), 2165 nucleotides long. RefSeq lists its product as uncharacterized. Gene Ontology annotation, molecular function: zinc ion binding; nucleic acid binding. The record is from RefSeq and is a predicted model, not a curated record. NCBI's taxonomy places the organism in Eukaryota, Metazoa, Arthropoda, Insecta, Diptera, Culicidae. The transcript has 2 exons. The coding region runs from base 1060 to 1491 and encodes 143 amino acids.
UUUAAUCUUUUUCUUCUGAUUGACGAACAUUUAAUCACAAUAUAAUGCAAAUUUGAAGUAGUGUAACUGGUGAAUCUAAAAGGAUUUUUUCGUUUAUUCUUUGUUUCAUUUUGACUUUUAUUUGAAUUACUUGAAUUUUAAACGUGUAUGCCCCUCAAUUGUACAAUAUUACCUAUUUCGUGAUUGUGAAUGAAUGAAUUGAAUGCCUUUUGUGUAUUGGGCAUUGUGUAUUGAAUUGAAUUACAUUAUUGACUUGUAUUGAAUCACUGCUGGCGCUCUCUUCGGCACAUUUUGAAAUCUUGGUGACAUUUUGAAUUCUUUUGUGAACUGUAUUGUAUUCCAUUGGGCGUUUUUCAUCCGGCAUAAUACCUCGGGGUUUUCUUUUAUUGUUGGAAUACCCUUUUGAUUAGUAUUUUUAGUUUCGAUCGCACAAUGAGCUCCAGCGUAGCCUUUACUUUGGAACCCUAUCGCAAGGGUACAUCCUUCAAUGAUUGGUUUACCCGGAUGAAGUAUUUCUUCCGGGUGAAUAAAAUUAAGGAGGAGGACAAAAUGGCCUACUUUAUAACCAUGAGUGGCCCAGUGAUUUUUGCUGAAAUCAAGCUUCUAUACCCCACGGGGGAUUUUGAAAAAGCAGCACUGGACGAUAUCGUAAAUAAACUUAAAAAUCGCCUGGAUAAAACUGAUCCGGAUCUGGUACAGAGGUACAAAUUUAGUACCCGUGUACAAAAUCCAGAUGAAACUACAGAGGAUUUCAUUUUAAAUUUAAAACUGCAAGCCGAGUUUUGCGGGUUUGAAAACUUUAAAGAGGUUGCCAUUUUGGAUCGUUUAAUCGCCGGUAUCAAGGACAAGAACCUUAGGCAACGAUUGUUAAGCGAAGACAAAUUAUCCUUAGCUAAUGCCGAAAAGAUUGUAACAACAUGGGAGGUGGCUCGCGCAAAUUCCGGAACCACCGACCAUGCAAACUUUGGGCAACAUGGUAUGGUUGCCGCGGUUAACGAUAGAGCAAAUGCGAUACAGGGUACAGCGGGGUGAAAAUUAUCUCAAGUUUACAAUUGGUCGAUGAAAUAUCAAGGGGUUGGAGGUAAUGCCAGCGGUCAUAACAAUAGAGGUCCAGUUAAGAGUCGAUUAGGAUUCAGACCACAGCUGAACCGAGGAGGACGGAUGGCCGAAGCGAGCAACUUCCAAUCACCGGACGGACAGCGCAGAGGGUAUCGCCAGUGGCCGCGACCGGACUAUUCUAACAUCACCUGCAACUUUUGCGGAAUCAAGGGCCAUAUAAGGAAGAAGUGCUUCAAAUUGAAAAAUUUAAACCGCGACGCGGUGAAUCUGGUGGACUCAUAUAGGCCCGGACCGUCAGCGGACAGGCACAUUUCGGAAUUGCUGGAACGGAUGAGAACCAACGACGACGAUGAUGAAAGCGAGGAUAGUGAUUCAGAUAUGCGUUGGAAACGUGGAAACAAUGGCGCACAAAACUCAAAUCCGGAUCAGUAAGACCAACACAACCUGGCAAAGGCCGAACGUUUUGGUUCGAAGGGAGGAUGGAGAUGGACAGGAUAGCGUAUUGAGGAUCCCCGAUGUUGAGCCGCUGGAUGAAGAGCAUGAACCCGAGGCUCCAAGGGGAGGCAGAAAACGUAGGCGCCCAGUUUCCUCGUGUGAUCCAGUUGAGCUUCGUAGGUCAAAGCGCUCUCGGAAAUCGAACCGUAAAGACGAUUAUUAUUAUAUUUGAAUUUUCGGAGUUAUAAGUUAAGUUUAAAUUGAAUUCAGAAUUUUAGCUAGUUGUUUUAUAUAAAGCUUUCGGAUAGUCAAGUUCAGAAUUGAUUUGGAAAUGUUUUUAACUAGUUGUUACUUGGUUAAAUUUAAAACGAGUGUUAUAAAGAAACCUCCGAAAGGGGGAAGGAUUGAUAUAUACCUGCGCAUUCCAUGCGUUCGAUGUAAACCGACUUUCGAGUCGGUAGGUUUCGGGUAGAUAGCCGAUGCUCUGAUCGGUUGGGCCAAAGGGCUCGAAAGAGCAAACUAAUAAAGGAGACAUCAGUCUAAUCUGAACCAUCAACCUGACUAGUUCGCUUAGCGCAUCUCACCAACCGCAAAUCACACUACCCCGUUUCGAGUUAACUUGUCGUUGAGUUCCACCGGGUCGGUCUGUUUCGUUUAAGAAACCGCUAACA